This is a messenger RNA of Erinaceus europaeus (western European hedgehog), 954 nucleotides long. RefSeq names its product olfactory receptor 6C2-like. The transcript has a single exon. Gene Ontology annotation, biological process: G protein-coupled receptor signaling pathway. Bases 1 to 954 code for a protein of 317 amino acids. The record is from RefSeq and is a predicted model, not a curated record. Gene Ontology annotation, molecular function: G protein-coupled receptor activity; olfactory receptor activity. NCBI's taxonomy places the organism in Eukaryota, Metazoa, Chordata, Mammalia, Eulipotyphla, Erinaceidae. Gene Ontology annotation, cellular component: membrane.
AUGAGAAACCAUACAGCCAUAACCACAUUCAUCCUCCUGGGACUGACAGAUGACCCACACAUGAAGAUUCUGAUUUUUAUAUAUCUGCUUAUUGCCUACGUGCUAAGUGUGAUUGGAAACCUGAUCAUCAUCAUCCUCACAACAGUGGACUCCAACCUUCAAACUGCCAUGUACUAUUUUCUCCAAAAUUUUUCCUUCUUGGAAAUCUCAUUCACAACUGUCACCAUGCCUAGAUUUUUGUACAGUCUGUCAACAGGUGACGGGACCAUUACCUAUAGUGCUUGUCUAUGUCAAGUAUUUUUUAUGUAUCUGUUUGAAGUAACACACUUUUAUCUCUUGACUGUUAUGUCUUAUGAUCGAUAUGUAGCCAUCUGCAAACACUUGCAUUAUGCGACCAUCAUGAACUACAAGGUGUGCAAAAGGCUUGUCUUGUGUUGUUGGACAAUUGCCCUACUUAUAAUAGUUCCACUAAUUAUUGUGUUACAGGGUUUGGAAUUCUGUGACUCUAAUGUCCUUGAUCAUUUUGUCUGUGAUGAUAAACCUAUGCUAAAGAUCUCUUGUUCAGAUACAAGGUUCUUAGAUAACAUGGAUACUGUUAGUUCUGCCUUUAUCCUGAUAGUGACUUUGAUUUUUGUGGUGUGGUCCUAUGUCAGUAUAAUCCUAGCGAUUCUAAGAUUCCCCUCUGCCCAGCAAAGGAAAAAGGCAUUUUCUACCUGCUCUUCCCACAUGAUUGUGGUUUCCAUUACCUAUGGCAGCUGUAUGUUUAUAUAUGUCAAACCAUCAGCAAAAGAUGAACUGACCACCAAUAAGGAUGUUACGUUAUUAAGCACUUCUGUCUCCCCAAUGUUAAAUCCAUUCAUUUAUACUUUGAGAAACAAACAAGUAAUUCAGGCUUUGAAAGACUUGGUGAAAAGGCUGUACUCCUCUAAGGGAAUUAGAUGUGUGUUGAAAUAA